AUGGCUAUGGGAGAUGCCUCUUGGCACACAGUCAAAGAAGCCUUGGGUUGGAACUGGGGAGCGACAACAAAGACAUUGCACUUGAAAGAGAAACGAGUGAGCAAGGCCCUGUCACUCCUGGGUGAGGUCUUGGAUUGCAAACGCGUCUCCCUGAAACGAUGGCAGCAGGUGGUGUGGUUGACUCCUGAGGUCCGUGAGCAACUGGAAAUCUUCCAAAAUUUUCUUCAUGGCCAUGCAAAGAGCCCCACAACACUGGAAGAGCUGGUACCAGGCGUUGACUUACACGUUGGCGCUUGUGAUGCGGCAAAGUCGGGAAGGGGAGGAGUGUGGUUCACAGAUGGUGAAGAGGCCAUCGUCUUGCGCGGACCAUAUCAAGAAGCAGUGAAAAAAGAGGUCAUUUCAGACCACAAUCUGACAGGAAAACUUACCAACUCAGGCUUGGAGCUGGAGGGCACCGUUCUCCAUCAUUUUGUUCUUGGAAAGACAGCCCAGGUGGAAGGUGAAACCACUUACACUGGCUGUGACAACACACCAGCAGUGUCGUGGCGCACAAAAGGAUCUUCCAUCUCUUGA
This is a messenger RNA of Cylindrotheca closterium, 573 nucleotides long. The record is from the annotation of a GenBank genome assembly. NCBI's taxonomy places the organism in Eukaryota, Bacillariophyta, Bacillariophyceae, Bacillariales, Bacillariaceae.